UUUAUUCAUAGAGCUUAUCGUAGUAACACUCUGAAACACAAGACUUUCUACGAAUCGAUGCUGCCGCUCAUCUCCCCCGUUCUGCUGUUUAUACUCUCAACCCUCUGGAUCUUCGCCUCCCCCAACCAGAUCCUGGAGGGUCAUCCUCGACUCUUCUACUUCAUGGUGGGGACGACGUUUGCGAAUAUUACAUGCCAGCUGAUUGUGUGCCAGAUGAGUAACACCAGAUGCCAGCCUCUAAGCUGGCUCCUCUUCCCCCUGGCACUAGUGGUGCUGGUCGUGGUCUCCGGGUUCGGCAGUGAGAUAGAAGCUUUGCUCUUGGUUCUGAUGACGGCGCUUGUGACGUUUGCACACUUACACUACGGAAUAAGAGUGGUUGACCAGUUGAGUAAACACUUCAACAUUUUGCCUUUCUCGCUUCAAAAACCCAACACUGACUGA
Pseudophryne corroboree (corroboree frog) is the source of this 441-nucleotide messenger RNA. It is a transcript of the gene SELENOI, whose product is annotated as selenoprotein I. The annotation marks the transcript as partial. Gene Ontology annotation, cellular component: endoplasmic reticulum membrane; Golgi apparatus. The record is from RefSeq and is a predicted model, not a curated record. Gene Ontology annotation, biological process: phosphatidylethanolamine biosynthetic process. Lineage: Eukaryota; Metazoa; Chordata; Amphibia; Anura; Myobatrachidae. The transcript has 3 exons. Gene Ontology annotation, molecular function: ethanolaminephosphotransferase activity.